AAUCAUUGUUUUGCAGACACUUGAAACCUUCUCCAACUGGUUGAAUAUUCAGUUACGAGUUAAAAGUAGCAGUGCUUUGUUUUGUUGGUGAUUGAGCUGUUUCAGAACAAAGAUCUUGUUUUUAAGCUGAUUGGCGAGCAAAUUAGGGCGAAAAGUGUCUAACGGGCAGAUAUUGUAUGGGGAAAUCACCCUUGCUUAUAUUAUAACUGUGGUAUAUUUUUUAUAUUUUUAAAUUUUUAAACUUUUUAGAUUUUCAGGGUUUUGCAUUUUUAUUUUUCUGCAUUUUAUAUUAUAUUUGUUUUUGUAUUAUUUCAUUUGCUGAAUUUUUCAAGAGAAAAUGAAACAAUGUUAUUAUGAGGUGUUGGGAGUUUCUCCAGAUGCCACUGAAUUAGAUUUGAAAAAGGCCUACAGAAAGAAAGCAUUGCUAUAUCAUCCUGAUAAAAAUAGAGACAAUAUUGAGUCUGCGACUGAGCAGUUUACAUUGAUCAAGGCAGCAUAUGAGGUUCUAUCAGAUCCACAAGAGAGGGCGUUUUAUGACUCGCACAAAAGUCAAAUCUUACGAGAUGAUAAUGACGAGAUGGUGAACGAGGGAGACGAUUACUAUUACAGUGAUAACUAUGAAGAUGCUGGAGUGAGUGUGAGCGAUUUAUUGAGAUUUUUCGAUCCGUCGUUAUAUGUUAGAAAGGACGACACACCAGCAGGAUUGUAUCAAAUCGCAAGCAAAGUGUUUGCUAAAUUGGCAGCAGAAGAGGUGUCAAGUGGGAAAAAGCAGAAUCUUGAGAAUUUUGAAAAGUAUAAAGAUGAUUAUUAUUCAUUGAGUGUUGAUAGCAAUAGUUAUGAUGAUGAAAGUUUUUUGUUUCCUAGAUUUGGUGAUUCUAAGAGUGAUUAUUCCACCAGUAUUCGAAAUUUUUAUUUCAAGUGGUCCAAUUUCCAAACGGUGAAGACGUUUAAUUGGAAGGAGAAGUAUGCAUAUUCAGCAGCGAUGGAUAGAAGAACUAGACGAGCCACUAUAAAGGAGAAUAACAAGUUGAAAAACGAGGGUAAAAAGGAGUACAAUGAAACAGUACGAGAUUUUGUAUCGUUUAUUAAAAAGCGGGAUCCACGGGUUAAGAUUGGGAUAAAGCAGUUUGAAAGAGAGAAGAGAAGACAAAAGUUGAAUGAUUUGCAAAAGCAGGUCGAAAAGGAGAAAAUCAAGCAGAAAAAAGAUGAGAUAGAACAAUUUAAUUUACAGAAUUGGCAGAAGUAUGAUAUGGAUGAAUUCAAUGAAAUUGAGAGUCAUUUUUCUGAUAAUUAUUAUAAAAGUAAUAACAAGAAGGGAGUGUAUGGAAAAAAAGAAGUAUUAGUAGAGGUAGAAGAAGAAGAAAAUGUUGAUAUUGAUGAUGAUGAUGAUGAAGAGGAAGAGGAAAUUAUUGAGGAAAAUAUAUUUGAAUGUGUUAUUUGUAAUAAGUUUUUCAAAAGUGAAAAGCAGUUUCAAAGCCAUGAAAAGAGUAAAAAACACAAGAAAUUGUUGUCACAGUUAAAAUGGCAAAUGAAGAAGGAAGGAUUAGAAUUGGGAUUUGAUUCUGUUGGGGAAAAUGUUUUUGUUAGUGGUGAUAAAAAUAAUAAAGAGGAAUCUUAUAGCGGAAAUGGUAUUAAUGAGGAUAAUAAUGAGGGCAAUAAUGAGGGUAAUAAUGAGGGCAAUAAUGAAAAUAAUAAUGAAAAUAAUAACGAAAAUAAUAAUGGUGCAUAUGAAUAUGCAUAUGCAUAUGCGUCUAAUGAAAAUGAACUCAAUUACAAUGACAGUUUUGAGAACAAGAAGAAUAAGAAUUUCAGCAGUAAAGACUCAUUAUUUGAAACCGAGAAAGAUACUGAAGUUGAUGAUAUCAUUGAUACUGAUUUGGAGAAUGAUAUUGAAAUAGAAAGAGAGAUGCCCUCGAUUUAUAAAAGUAGUCGAAAAUCUAAGAAAAAAAGCAAGCAGAUGAAGAAAAACUUAAACAAGCUAAAUUCCGAGUAUAGCAAAUACUCAGCAGAGAAGGAUUUAGAGUUGGAGUUGGAGUUGGAGUUGGAGUUGGGAUCGAUAAAUUCUGAUUUAACCGAGCUUUCGUCGAUUCUUAACAGCAAAUUAUCGCUAAAUGGCAAGACUAACAGUGAAGAAGAUACCGAAGACGACUGGUCAAGAAAGGGCAAGAAAGGGAAGAAAAAGGUUCGGAGAAGCAAGAGAACACAGGCCGCACCGGCGGGUGGUGGUGCUGCUGUUGGUACUGCUGCUGCUGCUACUGAUGGUGCAGUUGGCAGCACAAACCACAGCAGUUCUGGGACAAUGUACCAGAAAUGCGCAACCUGUCACGAAAAGUUCUCGUCGAGAAACAAGCUCUUCCAGCACGUCAAGUCGUCGGGACACGCAGCAAGAAAGACCAAAUAGCUGGAAGACAGAGGAGCUGUGGUUCCGGUGCAGCACAGAAAGCAGAGCGCGCGUGACACGCACGUGCGGCACUCAAAGUAGCCAUCGUGGCGGUGUUUGUGGCUGCGCACAGGGUGGUUUUUCGGGGACGGCUCUGAUUUGCUGCGGCGGCGACGCGGUCAUUGGUCGGCAGCCCGUGCGCGUUUUCCUCUUCCGUCUGCAAAUCUCGCCAACUCUAUCAGUGUUGCACAAUUAUUAUUCCCGGCUUUCUUCAGCUGGGCAUU
Messenger RNA from Ascoidea rubescens DSM 1968, 2664 nucleotides. RefSeq names its product Jjj1p (gene JJJ1). The transcript has a single exon. The coding region runs from base 338 to 2401 and encodes 687 amino acids. The record is from RefSeq and is a predicted model, not a curated record. Gene Ontology annotation, molecular function: zinc ion binding; nucleic acid binding. NCBI's taxonomy places the organism in Eukaryota, Fungi, Ascomycota, Saccharomycetes, Ascoideales, Ascoideaceae. Gene Ontology annotation, cellular component: cytoplasm.